Molecule: messenger RNA, 590 nt
Organism: Aspergillus aculeatinus CBS 121060
Lineage: Eukaryota; Fungi; Ascomycota; Eurotiomycetes; Eurotiales; Aspergillaceae
Product: putative quinol monooxygenase
Exons: 3
Coding region: 216-590 (124 amino acids)
Source: RefSeq, a predicted model, not a curated record
AGCACCACAUCGCGGAAAGACGGCUCGAUACUCGAGUCGAGCAACCCAAUGCUGAGAAGGUGUAACUCUCACUAUGGGGGGUUACACUUAUUAGCCGCAAGGCUCAGAUCUGGGUGUCGAGGGAUUAUAUAAAGCCCUCAUGAUUCCGUCGUUGGAGACCAGACGAAGACUGCUCUGAAGCUACCUUUCAAGACCGAUUCUCGCAAGCCCUCACCAUGUCGGAGUCUUCUGAUCUUGUGUCACUCCAGGUGCGCAUCUGGGUGGCGGAGAAGGAUGUCGCGAAAUACUUCGAAGCCCUCGGGGCUGUCUUUUACAAGAUUGCUCGCGAGCCCGAAUGCACGCUCUUCGAAGUGUAUCAGUCGCAGGAAAACAAGGGAGAGAUUUUGGUGCUCAAGAAUUGGAACGCAUCAAAGGAAUGGGUGGUGAAUCAGGUGGCGAUGAAAAGACCGUACCUCGAUGAGUACCAUGAUAUCGUCGAGCCAUUAUUUAUCAAGCCCAAAGAGGUGAUAAUCGCGGAUCGUAAGGCUGGGAAAUUCAGUGUGGUGAAGACCAAUAACGGCCAGGUCUGGCCGGCGGAUGGACAUGAAUAG